CAUAUACAGAGUGAUAGUGAAGUUUAACAUAACUACCAAUGAGUGUCUCUCAAAKCAUCGGCAGUUUAUUAUGUAGAGGUAGUGCUGGUAGUUAUAAGGCGUUGGGAAAGUCAUACAAGCAUUGUCUGGYAAAGCCAUCACUACUAGUACAGCAAGUAAGCCAUAGCUCCGGCAUUUCSAMAGCACUGGCAGUUAAUCUAGUAUUGAAACAACUUUGCCGUAAAUUUUCAACGACCACCGCUACCGCCAAUAAUACCGCAAUGUCUGCAUUACCGAGAGUUUUCUUCGAUAUGACUGCCGAUGGCCAGCCAGUAGGCCGUAUYAUAAUGGAGUUGCGAUCGGAUGUAACACCGAAAACGGCCGAAAAUUUCCGCGCCCUCUGUACGGGUGAAAAAGGUUUCGGUUUCCAAGCGUCGACAUUUCAUCGGGUAAUACCCGAAUUUAUGUGCCAGGGUGGCGACUUUACCAAUCACAAUGGUACCGGCGGUAAAUCUAUCUACGGCAACAAGUUUCAAGAUGAAAACUUUUCGUUGAAACAUACCGGACCCGGUAUCCUGUCGAUGGCCAACGCAGGUCCCAACACCAAUGGAUCGCAGUUUUUCUUGACAACCGUCAAAACUUCAUGGCUGGACGGCAAACAUGUCGUCUUCGGCUCCGUUGUCGAAGGUAUGGACGUCGUCAAGAAGAUCGAGUCGUACGGCUCCCAGAGCGGCAAAACCAGCAAAAAGAUUAUGGUCGAGAAAAGUGGUCAACUAUAAGGUUAUG
Molecule: messenger RNA, 765 nt
Organism: Oppia nitens
Lineage: Eukaryota; Metazoa; Arthropoda; Arachnida; Sarcoptiformes; Oppiidae
Product: peptidyl-prolyl cis-trans isomerase-like
Biological process (GO): protein folding; protein peptidyl-prolyl isomerization
Cellular component (GO): intracellular membrane-bounded organelle
Molecular function (GO): peptidyl-prolyl cis-trans isomerase activity
Source: RefSeq, a predicted model, not a curated record